Molecule: messenger RNA, 4000 nt
Organism: Ictalurus punctatus (channel catfish)
Lineage: Eukaryota; Metazoa; Chordata; Actinopteri; Siluriformes; Ictaluridae
Gene: gjc4b
Product: gap junction protein gamma 4b
Exons: 3
Coding region: 246-1424 (392 amino acids)
Biological process (GO): cell communication
Cellular component (GO): connexin complex
Source: RefSeq, a predicted model, not a curated record
AGAAGGAGGAGGAGGAAAAGCAAUUUGGGGCUCCUCUUUUGUCCGCGCUUAUUUAGAGCCCUGGAACGGGAGAGAAACAGCACAUGGACCUAAUCUGAACGUUUUAACGAGGACUGAACAUUUGGUUGGAAGUUGAAGGGGAAAUGUGGUAAUCCUUUACACACUAGGCGAGCAAAAACCAAGGAAAAGCGAGUGGAGGUCGGUCUUUAACGUACUGACGACCAGAGUGCUGUAGCAGAGGCAACAUGAGUUGGAGUUUCCUGACGCGUCUUCUGGAGGAGAUCUCCAACCACUCGACGUUUGUGGGCAAGCUAUGGCUUACGCUGCUUAUUGUGUUUCGGCUCGUACUGACUGUGGUGGGUGGCGAGUCAAUAUACUAUGAUGAACAGAGCAAGUUUGUAUGCAAUACGCAUCAACCUGGUUGUGAAAAUGUGUGCUACGAUGCGUUCGCACCACUCUCGCACGUAAGGUUCUGGGUUUUCCAAAUCAUCAUGAUCACCACACCCACCAUUAUGUACCUUGGCUUUGCCAUGCACAAAAUUGCACGCAUGGAGGAUAACGAUUACGAGUCAUGUAGUGGGCGUAAACGCAUGCCUCUGGUGAACCGGAGCGCCAACCGUGACUACGAGGAAGCUGAGGACAAUGGCGAGGAGGACCCCAUGAUCUCUGAGGAGAUUGAGCCGGAAAAGGAAAAGGAAAAAGAAAAGGAGAAAGAAACGAGGAAGAAACACGACGGACGGAGACGGAUCAAGCGUGACGGUCUGAUGAAGGUGUAUGUGAUGCAACUUCUCUCACGUGUGGUUUUCGAGGUGGCCUUCCUGUUCGGCCAGUAUUUUCUGUACGGCGUUGAGGUGGCGCCAUCAUACGUGUGCACGCGCAGCCCAUGCCCACACACUGUGGAUUGCUUCGUGUCGCGCCCCACCGAGAAGACCAUUUUCCUGCUCAUCAUGUAUGCUGUGAGCGCCCUCUGCCUGCUGCUCACCGUGCUUGAGAUCUUGCACCUUGGUUUCAGUGGCAUCCGUGACGCAUUCCACAGCCGUGCACGGCGCCAACAUCAUCAUCAACUAGCUUUGACCAACCAGAGGUCCUUGGUCUGCCAAAGUCACAUGCCCUCAGCACCCCCUGGCUACCACACAGCUCUGAAGAAGGAUUCUGGCAAGGCGGGCGCAAGACGUGAAUACAACCUUGGUGACUUAGGCCAUGAGUCUCUGGGCAAUGAGGCGUCCUCACGGGAGCUGGACCGCCUGCGGCGGCACCUGAAACUAGCCCAGCAGCACCUGGACCUGGCAUACCAGACUGAGGAGGGUAGCCUGGUGCGAAGCAGCAGCCCCGAGUCCAACAGCACAGCCGCCGAGCAGAACCGCCUCAACUUUGAGAAACAAGAGAAGCAAGCCAGUUCCUGUGAGAAAGGGAUCAGAGCUUGAGUCCUAAGCCAACAAUCUGCAUUUUUCCUUACCGAAACAUCAUGGAGGAAGGAACACUAUGAAGAUGGACAUCUUGAGAUUUUGUGUGUGUGUGUGUGUGUGUGUGUGGGAUUUUUCGUAAGGCAAUACGACACUGAGCACGCCGGUGAACAGUAAGAGCACCCUGUGCAGUAUUAUGGCAGGAUGGGGUGUCGGCUUCUGAACACAUCUCAGCAGCCUGUGAUACUUGAGGAGCGGUCUGCCUGACAUUCCAAAGUACCCAAGGGCAAAUAAAACCAUUUCUUUGUGUAGCUGAGCAGAUUUUUUGUGUCUCUGUCAUAGGAAAAGAUCUUCUGUAUGUUUAAUGUGCUUCUUAAGAAGUGUCAAGGGUUGCAUCUCAAAAAUGCCUUAAGUUUUUAAACUGGAGUUUACAUAUUUCGUUGUCAUUCCAAAAAGCAAAGGAUGAGCCAGUGUUAAAUCACACUAUAAUUUUUUGGAUAGUUUAGGUACAUGUGUAGAAUAAAAAUAGGUUUUGUGUUUAAGUAGUGAUCUGUAAUUUAGUAAUUGCAUGUAUAUGUGAAUUGGUGUCAAAGGGCUUGUUACUGUCAAAGGUAGACUUUUUGUUACUCUUAAUUUUGUUCGUUUAGAUUUGUAGAGUUGUGGGGAAGGUUGAUUCUUCCUCUAGGACAUACUGUAGGAUAUAACCAAGGACCUGUGCAUAAAGUUCCCAAAAACGCUGUUCUGGUCUUGUAUCAGGUUUAUAGACUCAACUUGAUUCAUCAUUAAGGAAAAUUCUAGUUAGGCAUGUAUAGUACCUGUCAAAGGUUUUGACCCACCCAGUCCAGAAAGCAUUUUUUUUUUUUUUUUUUUUUUUUUUUUGGAAUAGUGAAUACACCAAAACUGCUGGCUACCUCAUAUGGGUGGGGGGGAAAGGCAAUGAACAAACCUUGUAUAGAACUUUUGAUAUUUAUUCAAAGUAGUCUUGAUAACAGCUUUGCUUAGCAGCUUCAUUAUAUAGCCACCUGUGCUGCUUUCCCAACUUAACCAUAUGAUGAGCACAUGCUUUCUGCCUUUUCUAAGCGUUAAAUAAAACAAAAUGUAGAAGGGGGGGGAAAAACAUGCAGGAGCCAAUUAAAAUUCAUUUAAAGAUUCAUGCAUGGGCAACAACAUAAUUACUUAUAUUUUCUUAAAAACACGUUUAAACCAGAAGCUUUAUUAGCAUGAGAAAUGGGUGUGUCCAAGCUUUUGACCGGUAAUAAGGUGCAUCUGGGAGAAAUUUAGACUCCGUUAACCUGCAGAAUCCAAGCGGUCUUAAUCAGUAGGUAAUAACACUGAAGUAAGACAAGCACUCUUUGCCAUGUUUUGUGUUAGGCAUCCAAGUGGCCUCAGUUUCCACUGCUUUAAAUUUGUACAUCUGUUUUAGUUGUAUUUUAUAAACGUGAUGUUGCACAACAAACCCAGUCACAAACUUGUUUGAUGGUUUGUGUAUACUGGGCUCCACAUUCCAAAUUAACUUGAUCUGUAGCCUGUACUUUGACAGUAAUUCAUCUUGGGACACAGUGCCAUCAGCGAUGUGGGUUUGUACAUUUGAGUAAAUGCAGCUCUGUUGCUUGUAAUAAACUGGAAACUAGUGAUCGCCAUGCUGAAGUUCAGUCUCGGCGUUAGUUUCAGCUUUUGCUGUUCUGGAACAUUUUAAAGCCACUUUUUAGUGCCUUUUGUCUGAAUAAUCAAAACAAUGAAAACCUGGAAAAUGCUUGAAUACUUGAACCAUAUUUGUUGACCUGCAAGGAAGCUUUUGAUAGUUCGGUUUUCCACCUCGUGUGUGUGAUGUGUAUAUGAGGAUUUUGUUGAAUGCCUCUUUCUGUGGAUGAAGAUGGCAAGGCUUCUCCGUGCCAUACAAAAAGUUCCGUUGUGUAUUUUUGUAUGGUGUUUUAUGUUUUGUUUUUUUGUUUUUUUUAAAAUAAUGAAUCUUUCGCUUAUUUCUUUUCACAAUGUCUUUUUUGGGCCUGGUAUGGAUCUCUUUGAGUCUUGUGCAUUUGGUUUAAAAGUGUUUAGUACAUCAUAGUGUUUGGGUUUUUUUCUUUCUUUCUUUUUCGUUAAAUCAGUCAUUUCAUGUGUUUUUAAACAAUCAUUGAUGUUGCUUUAUUAUUUAAAUUGAGUCAAACUGUUCCAAAUGCAUUUACAUGUUUAUAUGCCUGGUUUUCUUAAAGCACAAAGGUUAAUGUCCUUGUGCAAAACUAAGAGUUAAGCUUGGGAAACGAUCCAGUCCUUGGUAAAUGUGCCCUAUUGACUGGUGUUGAUCUAUUCUAGUCUGAAAGAGAUUGGCUUUGGGGAAUAUACUCUAAUCUAAGUAUAUUUCCAUGUUUACAAAUGUCACUUAGAGGGGAUGUCCUGAUUUAUUUUUGUUUUAAACAACAAGCCGCUUGUUCUAUCUGCGCAUUAGUGUUGAGUUUUUGCCGUCAUCUCAAGUGUUUUGGUGGCUUUUUUGUUGUUGUUUUUGUUUUUAUAAACUUUGUACUAUCUUUUUAUACCUUUUUUGUACCAAUAGUAUUUUUGUGCAAGUUAAAUACUGAAUAAAGCUUUGGAAAUAAAAUGCA